GUCGCACUGAUGGUGAUGUGGUGUUUAUAAAAUUUCAUCAAAUAAAUUAUAGAAUUUUAAAUAGUUGUAUCGAAAAACACAGAAAGUACAUAGCAUCCAAUAAGCAGACCGACCGGAGUUUGGAGCGUGCAAGAUGAACUACAAUCCAAAUGCGGGUAUGCGGAAUCGUAAGUGGGAAAACUGUAAGGAACAAGCAACGGCAACACAAGGUGGCGGCCGCCCGCGGCCAAACAAGCGCAUCAGCGACAUGAAUGCGAUGGGUCCGUCGGCCCCCAUGAUGGGCGGACCUACCUUCAUGCCCCCGACAGCUGGGCCCGGCAUGUUGGACCCCAACAUGUAUGGCGGCGCCCCAGCUGCUGCUGCUGCUCCGUCGACUGGCUACGGCUUCAAUGUGGCACCAUCUCAGCAGCCACAGCAGCACUAUCAGCCACAGCAGCAGGCGCCACAAAACUAUCAGCAGCCGCCACAGCAGCAGCAGCAACAGCAGCAGAGCUUCGGUUAUGCGCCAUCGCAACAGGGAGGGGCACCGCCCCCAUACGGAAUGCCAGCUGCGCAGGCAGGACCUGGUGGACAGUUUCCACAGUUCGCGAUGCUGCAGCAGCCCAUCGUGCAGGACAUGGCCAUGGAGUACGGUCAACGCCUGGCUGAUCAGGGCAGGCAGAUGGUGGAGAAUCAGUUCGAGAGAUGGGUGCCCGUGGCCAAGCUGAGGUACUAUUUUGCCGUGGACAAUGCCUACGUGGGACGCAAGCUGCGAUUGCUCUUCUUUCCAUAUAUACACAAGGACUGGUCCUUGAAGUACGAUCAAGAGCACCCCGUGCAGCCCAGGUACGAUGUGAAUGCGCCCGAUCUGUAUCUUCCGACGAUGGGGUACAUCACCUACGUGAUUGUGGCCGGCCUGCUGUUGGGCAUGCAGAAGAGAUUUUCGCCCGAGCAGCUGGGCAUCCAGGCCUCCAGCGCCAUGGCCUACAGCAUCUUCGAGCUGGUCAUCUACUCGAUAGCGCUGUAUGUGAUGAAUAUCAAGACGAGCCUCAAGACUUUGGAUUUACUGGCAUUCACUGGAUACAAGUACGUGAACAUUGUGGCCUGCCUGAUGUUCAGCACGCUCUUCUACAGGUCUGGCUACUUCAUAGCCUUGGCCUACACCAGUUUCUCCUUUGGUUUCUUUCUGCUUCGAACGCUACGAACGAAACUGUUGCAAGACAGCGCGCCUGCUGUCUCCAGCAAUGCCAUCAACUAUGAUCCGUACAGCAAUCCGCAGGAGCUCGACUACAGCGGCGGACGCAAGCGGAAACUUUACUUUCUGUUCAUGGUUGUGGCCGGUCAGGCUGUGCUGGCGUUUCUGCUCUCGAAGCAUUUAUAUCUACCCGAAUCGGAAGUACUCUUAUCGGUGCCCAAGGCCUUUUAACUUUACAGAUUGAUAGAUUAAAUUUGUCAGACAAAACCGGGGAGGAGCCGAAAUCAUUUCCAGAAUGUUAAAUCUUCGUAGUUCUUCGUAGUUUAUGAAUGGUUAGCUGUUACUUAAGGAUUGGGAGAGCGAGCGCAUGCCCGUGCCAGCGUCUGCGUCUGAGAUUUGCGUAAGAGAAACAUAUUUUUGUUAAUAACGAAGCACAUUUUAUAAAAUAAAUAAAUACAAGCUAUGAAAACGA
Molecule: messenger RNA, 1646 nt
Organism: Drosophila subobscura
Lineage: Eukaryota; Metazoa; Arthropoda; Insecta; Diptera; Drosophilidae
Gene: Yif1
Product: protein YIF1B-A
Exons: 4
Coding region: 134-1405 (423 amino acids)
Biological process (GO): endoplasmic reticulum to Golgi vesicle-mediated transport
Cellular component (GO): COPII-coated ER to Golgi transport vesicle; Golgi membrane; endoplasmic reticulum-Golgi intermediate compartment
Source: RefSeq, a predicted model, not a curated record